This is a messenger RNA of Lithohypha guttulata, 2850 nucleotides long. RefSeq lists its product as uncharacterized. The coding region runs from base 1 to 2850 and encodes 949 amino acids. Lineage: Eukaryota; Fungi; Ascomycota; Eurotiomycetes; Chaetothyriales; Trichomeriaceae. The transcript has 2 exons. Gene Ontology annotation, molecular function: histone H3K27 methyltransferase activity; chromatin binding; protein binding. Gene Ontology annotation, biological process: heterochromatin formation. The record is from RefSeq and is a predicted model, not a curated record. Gene Ontology annotation, cellular component: nucleus.
AUGUUGGAUACUGACGCUACGGGCGACAAUGAUGUGUCCGAGAUAGGCUUACUUCCAGUCCAUCGGCCCAUAGAGGCGCAUUAUCUAGACAUCGAACGAGCAUACGCUGGCUACCAUCAUAGCUCAAAAGAUAUUGAAAAUGAGAACAGCGAUCGUCCGUCGGUGUACGUUGACUCCGAGGAGCAACCAUUAAGCUCAAUGGUUUUCGAAGAGAAUGCCCUGGAGAAAUUUCCCGUCAACAAGUUCGAGCCGCGAACCGCGAAAGAUGUCCAAGACCUCGUAGAAAAGUUUCAACACAACAUCAACCACGAGCAAGAGUAUUGGCUCCAGGACGAACUACGUCGUUUUGUGGUCACGGCACAGAAGACGGAUCUCUCACCCGUGUCGACAACCAAGACCAAUCCAUGGAGGAAACACAUUGCGCAACUAAACUCGAGAGAGUCAUCCCUGGAUAUUGAUGGAUAUUCGACCGUUCAAAUGAAGACGAGGUCUGAAAAAGUAUGGAAAACUGUUCAGCUGCCUUUCAGGUUCCUCGAGGUCGACCACGAGGAACUCGAUUCUGAUGAUGAGCUAGAGAACAAAAGACGGGAAGAGCUUGCUCAAGCAUAUCGCAAUUGGGACGGCAGACCUGGUUCGGUCAGUUCGGAGUUUGAAAAGCAGAGAAAAUGCCUAGAAUCCGUCCAUCGUUGGUGGACUGCUUUUCGUCAGCUGAUCGCCACAAUCGACCUUGGAAGAGAGCAGAUCCGAAAAUACGCCGAAUUGAAUGCAGCUGAGAGGUGUAAGACGUGUGGUUUGAGGUACCGCCAGAGCAAUACGCCUUCGUCAAGCGCAUUACUCAGCACCACGGACGUUGAGAAAUGUCGUUGGUUGGCAAGUGCCGUAGCUAAAACAUCCAAGAUCACGCUUUGGCACUUUGUCGAGCGAAAUCGAGCAGACCCUAAUGUUACACAGAAGAAAGCAGAUGAAAAGGAGGAUCAUUAUAAGGUCAGCCCGUCAUUAUGUUCUAUAUGCUUUGUUCAUAAUUGUCUCAUCCACGGCUCAUACAUCGAUGACGACGAUGGGCAGCUUAAGGAACAGAUAUUCAUCAAUGACCCUGAACAGCAGCACAAUGUUAGACGAUACAUCACGAACCAAGUCGACGCUGAUACCACAAAGCACAUCUGCGGAAUCUAUUGUAUAGCAGGUGUCGAUGAAGAUUGCGAGCUAAGUCGUGUGCUUGGUAUUGACCAUGUGGGCAAUUGGACAGGAUUGUCAAACCAGCAUGUAGAUAUCAAUGGCGACACAGCAGGUUAUCAGAAUAAAGAGCCUUGCAGUACCGAUUGCUUUAAGGUCCGCCAGAGGAGACAAGGGACAAUUGGCGCCAACUAUGCUCAGGAUUUCAUGGCUGCUCUGACCCACCGUGAGCUGAAGACGCUCACGAGAACCGUUGAGCUCUAUGGACACAACCUGAAAUUACCUUGCAUUGUUGCUCAAAGGUUGAAGAUGCCAUGCAUAUAUGCUUUCCGAUUCAUCCUAGCGAUUCACCAGAUAUCACCUCACCAAGAUAUUGUCCCGCUACCUAAGACUUCAGCCAAAACCUACAAUACCAGCAGAGCAAACUUCCUCGACGAUAGGCCACCAAUCACUCCUUGUUCUCAUCCUGGACCAUGCCAACCAGACAAAGACUGUCCUUGCGCUCAAGCGAAGGCUCACUGCGAAUGGUUUUGCGCUUGCGACGAGACAUGUGGACGUCGUUUCAAAGGCUGUUCGUGUAAGGGAAGCUGUUUCGACGAUGACAGAUGUGCUUGUUGGGCGCAAAAUCGAGAAUGCGACCCUUGGUUGUGUCGAUGUGGAGUUCUUGAAGUGCUUGAUCCAAGCAACAAGUACAACGAAGAGCUAAGGAAGCAGAAGGGUUGUUGUCGUAACAACAAGGUCCAGCUUGAUUUACCAGCUAGAACGGUCAAAGCUGAAUCUGACGUGCAGGGAUGGGGUCUGUUCGCUGGUGUCGAUAUGCCGAAGAACACCUACAUUGGUGAGUACAAAGGAGAGGUCGUCAGCGAGCUAGAAAGUGUACGUCGUGGAAUCGUCUAUCACAACGUUGGUCAGGAGUAUCUCUUCAACUUCAACACAGGUCAAGUAAUUGAUGGAUCGAUGUUCGGUAACAAGUCAAGAUUUAUGAACAACACGCAAGAUCCAAAGCAUAUCAACAUCGUUUCUUACAAACUCAUAGCGAAUGGUGUCACAAGAGUUUUCUUCUAUACCAAGCAUCCUGUCAAGGCGGGCGACGAGCUGCUUUACAAUUACCAGUACCCAGCCGAUGUACAAGCCAGAUUCUGGGAGAAAGGCGCUAAAUCGAACAAUGGUGGAUUAAUUCCAAUACCAAAACCACACUUGGGUGGGACUGGAGCAAGGACAGCGAGAAAGACUCUCGACAAACAGAAUCCUAAAGCUCGUCUAAAGGGCAAGGAGGCAGAGACGACUGCUAUGCAGCCACAAAAGAGAAAGAGGCAAAUUGUUGAUGACGAAGACGAGGCCAUUGAUCGUAUUUCCGAAGACUUUGUCGAGGAGGAAGAAUUCGAAGAUGCUGUCGAAGAGCAGGACCCUGAUGAGGAAGCAGACGCCGAUGAUGAUUACAGUGAGUUUGGUACAGGAACAGAGAAGAGCUCCCAAGACUUGUCCGACCUUGAGCACGAGUCUGAGCUUGAGGUUGAGGAGAGUGACGAUGAGCCGAACGACAACCAAACAGUGUCGAAAUCUGUCUCCACCAACAUAUCUAACCAAAAUAGGAUCGUCAAUAAGGUAGUAGUCAAGCAGAAACGACGAUUGAAUCCUGCUACUGACAGGAGAUUUCGAGGUAAUCGCACGAAAUGA